AUGUCUCACCUGCGCGCCAGGAGCACCACCGAUGUCUCCGAGGACAUGUCCCUCGGGGGGACCACAGGCGACAACACGCGCCUGCUCGGGAAGGCUCCAGUGGAGGAGGAGGAGGAGGAGGAGGAGGAGGAGGAGGAGGAGGAGGAGGAGGAGGAGGAGGAGGAGGGGGAGGAGGAGAUGCAGGCGGAGGGCGUGCGGGAGGUGGCCGUGGCAACUGGCCUAGAGGUGCUGUACCAGGAGACCCCCAACUACCGCGGAGCGGCGGCCGAGGCUGACCGCAUGAUCGAGCCUAGGGAGACCGCUAGGCAUGCCUGGCGAGUGCCAGACUUGAGUGUAGAGCCUGUUGCUAGUGCUCCAGAGGAGGCGGUGACGGAGGGGGGUUAG
This is a messenger RNA of Closterium sp. Yama58-4, 384 nucleotides long. The record is from the annotation of a GenBank genome assembly. Lineage: Eukaryota; Viridiplantae; Streptophyta; Zygnematophyceae; Desmidiales; Closteriaceae.